GAAGACCCACCGGGUAAAUCGCAAGGGUGUGGCCACUCGUGAGUAUACGAUCCAUUUGCAUAGGCGUAUUCAUGGGAUUGGCUUCAAAAAGCGUGCCCCUCGUGCUAUAAAAGAAAUAAAAAAAUUUGCUCAAAAGAUGAUGGGGACUGAGGACGUCCGAGUAGACAUAAGGCUUAAUAAGUUCGUAUGGUCAAAGGGUGUUCGAAAUGUGCCCUAUCGAGUCAGAGUGAGACUUGCUCGCAAAAGAAAUGAGGAUGGAGACAGUUCUAUGCGAUACUACACUGUUGUCUCAUAUGUCCAUUGCACAGAUUUUAAAAGAAAGCAAAUAAUGAAUGUUCUCAUUCUCAUGAUUGAUCUUAUCUCUGCUGCCACGAGUUAUGCAAUGCUCUCUCACAAGCUGACCGAGCACCAGAUACUAUUAGGCUGA
Molecule: messenger RNA, 427 nt
Organism: Protopolystoma xenopodis
Lineage: Eukaryota; Metazoa; Platyhelminthes; Monogenea; Polystomatidea; Polystomatidae
Source: the annotation of a GenBank genome assembly